Molecule: messenger RNA, 656 nt
Organism: Hypomesus transpacificus
Lineage: Eukaryota; Metazoa; Chordata; Actinopteri; Osmeriformes; Osmeridae
Product: enhancer of rudimentary homolog
Exons: 4
Coding region: 111-425 (104 amino acids)
Source: RefSeq, a predicted model, not a curated record
CGUAUCUGAGUUUUUUUCCGGUGCAAGCUACAUAGCAAACCGACCUGCUAGCGAAACCACGAGUAAAAGUAGCAAGAUACGCGUGUAAUUGAGAGCCCCUUGAAGAAAUCAUGUCUCACACCAUUCUGCUCGUGCAGCCCACCAAGAGACCAGAGGGCCGUACCUAUGCAGACUACGAAUCAGUUAAUGAGUGCAUGGAAGGUGUGUGCAAGAUGUAUGAGGAGCACCUGAAGAGAAUGAACCCCAGCAGUCCCUCCAUAACAUAUGAUAUCAGCCAGCUGUUUGAUUUUAUUGACGACCUGGCUGACCUCAGCUGUUUGGUGUACCGUACUGACACACAAACCUACCAGCCCUACAACAAGGACUGGAUCAAGGAGAAGAUCUACGUCCUUCUGCGUCGCCAGGCCCAGCAGUCUGGAAAAUGAGACCUGGAGCUCCAACAUGCAUGUGUGUGUUUGUGUGUGUGUGUGGGGGGGGGGGGGGGGGGCUGAAGGGGGGCGGGGGGGUUAUUGGCAAGAAUUGUAAGGGUAAGAAUGGAAAAAAGUUUGAAGUCCAUAAUAUUUUACUAUUUGUAAGUUCUUUUUUUCUGGCACAGAGAUUUUUUCCCCCGUUUUGUAUUAAAAGGCCUACUUCUAUUAAAAACGAAAUACCUUGAA